CAGAAGCGCUCCUCACCCCGUUAUCCACGCUUAUAUCCGCCCUCCCGAGCCCCUCGUCCUUCACUCCUCUCGCAUUCCUCUCGGGACUUUUAUCGAACACUUUGCCUUCGUCUCUUUUCUCCCUUUGUUCUCCGCGAAGCCCCGGUUCUCUUCUCGACUUCAUGGCGAAGUUCGGCGAGGCUGACAAGCGGUGGAUCGUAGAGGACCGGACGGACGGCACCAACGUCCACAACUGGCACUGGGCGGAGCGGGACUGCCUCGAAUGGUCGCGCUCCCUUCUCUCCUCCCUCCUCUCCAAUCUCACCAUCCUCGACGGAGAGGGCGGCCUUGCCAUCCGUACCAAGACCCUGGACCGCGUCGACGGCGAAGCCUACGUCAACGUCCGCAAGGGCAAGGUCAUCCCCGGCUAUGAGCUUUCCCUCUCCCUCUCCUGGGAGGGCGAGGCCCGCGACCCCGCCGGCGGCCCUCCGCUCCUUAAGGUCUCCGGCUCCCUCGAGGUCCCCUACCUCGCCGACGAGAACGCUGACGAGGACCCCGAGGUCAAGAUUACCAUCCGCGACGACGACGGCCCUGUCGGCGCGCGGAUCAAGGACGCCUUUAUCGCCAAGGGCAAGUCGCUGGUGCUCGAGAAGAUCCGCGCUUACGUUCAGGCCAUGGCGAAGGGCGGGCCGGUCAAGGACGAGCUCGAGGUGAAGAAGGCGCCGUCGGCCGCCGGGAAGGCCGCGUCUCCGGCGCCGGCGGCGGGAGGAAAGGCUGCGCCGGCGGUCCCUGCGUCAGGGAAUGCAGCGGCGGCGAAGGCGAAGAAGGAGAAGGUGAAAGAGGGCUUCAAGACGAUAACUUUGACAGAGAAGUUCAAUUGCAGGGCGAGGGAUCUGUAUGAGAUCUUGAUGGACGAGAACCGGUGGAAGGGGUUCACUCAGAGCAAUGCGAGGAUCAGCAAGGAGGUUGGAGGUCAGUUCAGUCUCUUCGAUGGGUCGAUCACCGGAAUGAAUGAGGAAUUGCAGGAAGGAAAGCUUAUUGUUCAGAAGUGGAGAUUUGGGAGCUGGCCCGAAGGGAUCCAUUCAACGGUGCGGCUGAUACUUGAUGAGCCGGAGCCAGGAGUCACAAUCGCAAAACUGACGCAGACUGACGUGCCAGAGGAAGAUAAGUACGGUAAUGCUACAGUGGUGGAGAACACGGAGAGGGGAUGGAGAGAGCUCAUCUUUCACAAGAUACGAGCAAUCUUUGGUUUUGGAAUCUGAUCAUUCUGGCAUGACUCUUGUUUUCCUUUUCAACGGGUCGAGCAUCAUCACUAUCUUUAUAUGCCGUAUAAUUUUGAUUGUAGGAAAUGCAUGAACUUCUAAACAUAGCAUAAUCAUUGUUUAGCUUGCAAAUGCUGCUGGAAACUUCAAGAUUUUGUUUGGUUGGUUCGUCAUAAUGUCCAUGUAACAGUAACUUGAUAAACAAAUUCAACGCUUUAAAAGGGUAUCACUUUUCUUCCAUUUUCGAUUUAAUUUAUGGGGAGUCAUAAUUAUUAAUUUCCAAAAGGUAAGAAAGAAUGGUAGUUGGUUGUUUCA
This is a messenger RNA of Phoenix dactylifera (date palm), 1556 nucleotides long. RefSeq lists its product as uncharacterized. The record is from RefSeq and is a predicted model, not a curated record. Gene Ontology annotation, cellular component: cytosol. Gene Ontology annotation, biological process: protein folding; positive regulation of ATP-dependent activity. NCBI's taxonomy places the organism in Eukaryota, Viridiplantae, Streptophyta, Magnoliopsida, Arecales, Arecaceae. Gene Ontology annotation, molecular function: ATPase activator activity; protein-folding chaperone binding.